AUGGCUUGACUGCGGUAGUGUACCUACUCAAUAUAAAUGAAAUCCAUGUGCCUGCUUUCAUCCAGAACAAGACAAUUUCUCACUAGCCGCUGCUGAUGAACCCACGCUGUUUCCCCGCCACUUGGAAGAACGCUACCUCAUACUACGACCAAGAAACCGUUACCCUGUUGACCGGCGUACCACUAUGCGAACAUCACAUUAGCAGGUAAUUAUACUGGUGCUUUCCAAGUCGUUGUACAGUACUACGGAGCAGAGAGCGGAGAAAUAGUACUACGUAUAUAGUUGUAAAAUAGGAUGAAAAUGACGGGUUGUUGUUAGGCUGGGGGCAGGCAGGGACGAUGUGGUGUUCAUAGGCCAGCGAAACCUGACGAAUGCUGAUGGAAAAGAUGGUCCUGUUGGCAAGCUGCCCAAGUUCCAACCUGACCCUGUCCUCCCCAUUGGUGCCGAGAGCUUUGAUUGAUCACAUCAAGGUACAAUCUCCACCUUCCCAGUGUACAGAUGUGCAGUGUUGAAUCAGGCAGCGCAAGAAUACAAAGAUACACAAUGGAUUCAUACAUCCGAACGAGUGCUGUACUUCCAUUUGUCCAAAGUUGUCGUGCUUAUCUAUGCAUUUGCCUCGGACUUGGUAUCAUACAACGACGCAAGAAAUAAAGUAAUGAUACUGUGAAAUUGGCACACUGAAAACUUGUCACAGAGACAGUUGGGAAAAUACUGACAAAGAAAUAUAGAGUAUGUAAAAAUUGCAGUGCUUAAGAUAGAGUACAAGGGGAGGGUCGAGCUAUUACAGCUGAGCUGACGGUAGGGUGAUCUCGCAACAGGCCAGCACGGCACAAGAAAACAGUUGCGCCGGCGUCGUAUCCUAGGGCCGUCCGGCACUGGUGUCCAACCGGCGAGCAUCAGAAGCUACACCCACGGAUCCGGCCGCCCUUUUAUCCAACCCAGCGCCACCUCCUGCCGCUUGAGCCUUGCAACGCGAAAACGCGCCUGCAUGGCCGACUUCUCCUUCUCCCGCUCCGGCCCGCAGCCGCAGGGCCGGCGCCGCCCAGGCCCCUACACGACACCGGAGAACUCCACCUCCUUCACCAGCGGCCCUGCCCAUCGCGGGCCACGGCGCCGGGGCCGCGGAGUCGUCGAUGACAUGUCGUGGCAGAGCUCCGUUGCAUGGCAGCCGCAGCAGGACACGUCCUGGGCACAGCCGCACGGCCUGGGCGCCGCAGUCGGGCCCUGGGGUCUGGGCGGGUCAGACACUGCGUCACGCCGCGGCCCGGCGCUGUUCCAGAGGACGGCGCGGGACUACUACCUGCAGCGCCGGUCCGGCACCCGGUUCCACCAUGACCGCUCGUCCAUAGCGUCGUCCGCGGUGCACCGUUCAGGUGUCAGCGGCAUCGCCGGCAAGCGGCUGGAGCUGCAGAGCGUCGUGACGGACGCGAGCAAGGCCAUCAUCCUCGCCCCGGAUGUUUCAUUCGCCAGCAACGACGCCGACAGCGUCGCCGUCCCGGCCGCCCGUGCUGGCUCCGGUGCCGUGGUCAGGUACGGCGGCGGCGUGAACACGCCGGUCUCCCGCGAGGUCUCCUUCUCGCGCGACAACCGCAACAAGCUCUACGUGACCUCGGCCCCGCCGCAGCGGGAGCAACCCAGCUUCGGAUACGACGUCAGCGCCACCUCCUACAGCCAGAGUCGAUACUACAGCGAGGAGGAUGGCGGCGGCGGAGGUGACUACGGUUACGAGGAUGACGAGGACGACCUCGAGCCGAGGGCUGGGAAGCCGGUCAGCGUAACCGGGCUGUUCAAGUACUCGACGCCGCUGGACAUUCUGCUCCUCGUGCUGGGGUGCAUCGGCGCCAUGAUCAACGGCGGGUCACUGCCGUGGUACUCGUACCUCUUCGGGAACUUCGUCAACAAGAUCGUCACCUCAGACACGACGCAGAUGAUGAAGGACGUCAGGCAGAUCAGCGUGUACAUGGUGAUACUCGCCGUAAUUGUCGUCAUAGGAGCAUACCUAGAGAUCAUGUGCUGGAGGAUUGUGGGCGAGCGGUCAGCGCUGCGGGUGCGGCGUGAGUACCUCAAGGCCGUGCUGCGGCAGGAGAUCGGGUUCUUCGACACCGAGGUGAGCACCGGCGAGGUGAUGCAGAGCAUCUCCAGCGACGUUGCACAGAUCCAAGAAGUCAUGGGAGAGAAGAUGGCAGGUUUUGUGCACCACGUCUUCACCUUCAUCUUUGGCUACAUCGUCGGGUUCAAAACGUCAUGGAGGAUCGCCCUCGCCGUGCUUGCCGUCACGCCCGUCAUGAUGGCCUGCGGCCUCGCCUACAAGGCCAUAUACGGCGGCCUCACCGCCAAGGAAGAGGCGUCGUACCAACCAGCGGGCAAUGUCGCGCAGCAGGCGAUCAGCUCGAUCCGGACGGUACUGUCGUUCGUGAUGGAGGACCGGCUGGCCAACAGGUAUGCGGAGUGGCUGCACAAGUCGGCCCCGAUCGGCAUAAAAAUGGGCUUCGCCAAGGGUGCCGGCAUGGGAAUGAUCUACCUGGUCACUUACUCCCAGUGGGCGCUGGCGCUCUGGUACGGCGCCAAGCUCGUCGCGCAGGGCGAGAUCAAGGGGGGCGAUGCCAUCGCCUGCUUCUUCGGAGUCAUGGUCGGAGGCCGGGGCCUGGCGCUGUCGCUAUCGUACUCGGCACAGUUCGCGCAGGGGACAGCGGCCGCGGGGCGGGUGUUCGAGAUCAUUGACCGGGAGCCGGAGAUCGACGCGUACGGGACUGGCGGGCGCGCCCUGUCGGCGGUGCGGGGGCGGAUGGAGUUCAAGGACGUGGAGUUCGCCUACCCGUCGCGACCGGAGUCGCUGAUCCUGUACAACCUGAACCUGACCGUCCCGGCGGCGAAGAUGCUUGCCCUCGUGGGUGUCAGCGGCGGCGGCAAGUCCACCGUGUUUGCGCUCAUCGAGAGGUUCUACGACCCCACCCGAGGAUCUAUCACGUUGGACGGCCAGGAUCUGGGGUCGCUGAACCUCAAGUGGCUAAGGUCGCAGAUUGGGAUGGUCGGGCAGGAGCCAAUCCUCUUCGCCGUCUCCAUCAUCGAGAACGUCAUGAUGGGCAAGGAGAACGCGACGAGGCAAGAGGCCAUCGCCGCCUGCACAAAGGCCAACGCUCACACCUUCAUCCUAGGCCUCCCCGACGGCUACGACACGCAGGUUGGGGACCGUGGGACCCAGAUGUCAGGGGGACAGAAGCAGCGCAUCGCCCUGGCGCGCGCCAUCAUCCGCGAGCCGCGCAUCCUGCUUCUGGACGAGCCCACCAGCGCGUUGGACGCCGAGUCCGAGGCCGUCGUGCAGCAGUCCAUCGACCGCCUCUCCGUUGGCCGCACCGUGCUCGUAAUCGCGCACCGCCUCGCCACUGUCCGCAAUGCUGACACCAUCGCGGUGCUCGACCGUGGCGCGGUCGUCGAGUCCGGCCGACAUGCUGAACUUAUGGCCCGUAACGGCCCCUACGCCGGCCUUGUGAAGCUCGCCUCUAACAGCGGCAGGGCCGAGCCAAACAACGCCGUGCCCGGCACCCCCGGAACUCCAGGCCCAGCAGGGUACAACAGCUUCAUGGACAACUCUGGGUACGACGUGUCGAUGUCCAAGUCGAGGUACGGUGGCAUCCGCACGAUCCAGGAGGAGGAGGCGGACACCAAGGACGCCCGCGAUGGCAAGGGCGCCACCUCGUUCAACGUCUCUGAGAUAUGGGAGCUGCAGCGUCGGGAAGGGCCGUUGCUCAUCCUGGGUUUCCUGAUGGGCAUCAACGCCGGCGCAGUGUUCUCCGUGUUCCCGCUGCUCCUUGGCCAGGCCGUCCAGGUGUACUUCGACGCAGACACGGACAAAAUGAGGCGGCAGAUCGGGUACCUGGCCAUGGCCGUUGUCGGCCUCGGCGUGGCGUGCAUCGUCACCAUGACUGGGCAGCAGGGGUUCUGCGGCUGGGCCGGCGCCCGGCUCACCAUGCGCGUCCGCGACCGCCUCUUCCGCGCCAUCAUGCAGCAGGAGCCCGCGUGGUUCGACGAGGACGACAAUGCCAUGGGCGUCCUCGUCACACGCCUCGCCAGGGACGCCAUCGCCUUCCGCUCCAUGUUUGGCGACCGGUACGCGGUGCUGCUCAUGGCCGUGGGCUCUGCCGGCGUCGGCCUCGGCAUAUGCUUCGGGCUGGACUGGCGCCUCACUCUCAUAGCCAUGGCCUGCACUCCACUAACGCUCGGCGCCAGCUACCUCAACCUUCUCAUCAACGUGGGCGCCAGGUCAGACGACGGCGCGUACGCGAAGGCCAGCAGCAUCGCCGCUGGCGCCGUGUCGAACGUGCGCACAGUCGCGGCGCUCUGCGCCCAGGACGGCAUCGUGGGCACGUUCAACCGUGCGCUGGACGGUCCCACGGCAAAGGCACAGCGGAGGUCGCAGUACAUGGGUCUCAUCCUCGGGCUCUCCCAGGGCGCCAUGUACGGCGCCUACACGGUGACGCUCUGGGCCGGCGCCAAGUUCAUCACGCAAGGCAAGUCCACCUUCGGCGACGUGUCCAAGAUCUUCCUCAUCCUCGUCCUCAGCUCCUUCUCCGUCGGCCAGCUUGCCGGGCUCGCCCCUGACACCUCCGGCGCGCCGACGGCGAUCGCCGGCAUACUGAACAUCCUUAAGCGGCGGCCGGCGAUCAGCGAGGACGGCAAGAGGCGGGCGAUCAAGGACGGGAAGCCGAUGGACGUGGAGCUGAGGAAAGUGAUCUUCGCGUACCCGUCUCGGCCGGAUGUGACGGUGCUGAACGACUUCUCGCUGCGAGUCAAGUUCGGGAGCACGGUGGCGGUGGUCGGCGCGAGCGGGAGCGGCAAGUCGACGGUGGUGUGGCUGGUGCAGCGGUUCUACGACCCCCUCGGGGGAACCGUCAUGGUCGGCGGCGUGGACGUGCGGGACCUGGACCUCAAGUGGCUCAGGGGAGAGUGCGCCAUGGUGGGCCAGGAGCCGGCUCUCUUCAGCGGGUCCAUCAGGGAGAACAUUGGGUUUGGCAACCCAAAGGCCUCGUGGGCCGAAAUCGAGGAUGCUGCCAAGGAGGCCAACAUCCACAAGUUCAUCUCUGGACUUCCCCAAGGCUACGACACACAGGUUGGGGAGAGUGGAGUGCAGUUAUCAGGUGGUCAGAAGCAGAGGAUCGCCAUCGCACGGGCAGUCCUGAAGCAGUCGAGGAUACUGCUCCUGGACGAGGCGAGCAGCGCGCUGGACCUGGAGUCCGAGAAGCACGUGCAGGAGGCGCUCCGGCGAGUGUCGCGGCGGGCGACGACGAUCACGGUGGCGCACCGGCUCUCCACGGUGCGAGACGCCGACCGCAUCGCCGUGGUGAGCCUCGGCCGGACAGUGGAGUUUGGCAGCCACGAGACCCUCCUGGCGAACCACCGCGACGGCCUCUACGCCGCCAUGGUGAAGGCCGAGAUCGAGGCGCAGGCGUUCGCGUAGCCGCACACACCCACUGCACUGAUCCCAUUGUUCAACAAUAUGGACAUUUUUGUUUAUCUAUUGUGUGGUAAAAUUUGUAUUAACUUAACUAGGAAGUCAAUAUAUGGAGUAUUAUUUCUACGACAA
This is a messenger RNA of Lolium perenne, 5581 nucleotides long. Its product is annotated as ABC transporter B family member 19. Lineage: Eukaryota; Viridiplantae; Streptophyta; Magnoliopsida; Poales; Poaceae. The record is from RefSeq and is a predicted model, not a curated record. Gene Ontology annotation, cellular component: mitochondrial inner membrane. Gene Ontology annotation, biological process: oligopeptide export from mitochondrion. Gene Ontology annotation, molecular function: ABC-type oligopeptide transporter activity; ATP hydrolysis activity; ATP binding.